GUUAUAACUAUAACCUACGUGCUUCCAAAACUUCCUAAGUUUGUGACUGUUGUCUGCUGCAGUAGUUCGAGUGAGGUGAGGUUAAAAGUCCAUCAUCGCUAGUCUUGACUUUGUGAUUGUGACAUUCGACAAAUUCGUCAUUCGUGUCUUUAAAAACUAGAUUUUUAUUAUUAUACUCUUCGGUGUACAUGAUUAUAACAUUAUAAUUAUAAAUUAUAUUUAUAUGAAUAAAACAAAAUUUUCUCUUUACUUUCUAAACUUUCUUUAACUAUUUACUUUUUACUACUUGUUUUGCUUAAGUAAAAUUGACUUGAUUAAGUUUAAUUAUUAAUUAAGUAGUCACUAAAAGUAAACAUGGUCUAUGUUAGAGUUAGACUUCUAACACUAACAGUUAUAGUUAUAUCAUUAUAUCUAAGUUAGAGUCUUAAAGAGGCCAGAGAUUUCUUUAACUAAUAGUAGUUCUAGUUACUAGACAGAAGUCAGAGGUAGACGUUUUCAUAGAACUAACUUAAAUACUUAAACUAAGCAGUUCAACAGUUCAGUGGGGUAGCAUAGUUAACUUGUUAGUCAAUGUUACCAGUACCAGUUGUUUCCUUUAAUUGUAAUUUAAUUCAUCUUGAUAAAUAGAUAAUUUUUAUAAUGAUCACUCAGCUAUUCACUCACUCAAUUUAGUUAGCAAAUGCUUCUUUUAAUAUUUUAUUUUUUAGUUUAGUUGAAUUAAUUAGUUUUAUUUAAGUCAGCUAAAAUGUAAAAAAAACAAAAAACUGAUUAGACAACAGAUAAGAUUUUAUAUUUUUAGUAUUUUUAGACAUGAUUUUAUAUCUGGUUGUUCCCUGUUUAUGCAAGAAGAAAAAAAUUGCACAUGUUCCAAAUGGUGUCAGUGAUUGGAAUCUUUUUUUAACCACUGACACUCAAUUAAGUUUUAGUCAAAUUGAUAUUUAAACCACAUGGGCAUGGGUCCAUUCAAAUUGACCGUUGGUAAGUGUAGGAUCUAAAAAUAACAUUAGGGGUACAUUGUUUGACAUGAUGCUUGGUGGUAUCUACAUACAUAUUAAAGGUAUUGCUAUUGUCAUGGGAAUCAUUCAUAAACAAGAUUAACACCUGAUCGGCAUCAUAUAAUUUACAAUGCUAUAUAGUUUCGUAAAACUUAUUUGAUCUAUUUAUUUGCAGCAUUUUUUGCACUUUGUGAGGGAUCUGUUUGUUUAGAAAAAGGAAAUUAUUUAAAGUUAAAGCUUAAAUAAUUUUUUUAACUAUUAUUAUUAUGAUGAAACUUUUUAUUCUUAACACACACACACAAAUUCAUUGGGAAUAAAUUAUUUUUUUCAGGAUAAUAAAUUAUGAGCCAUUCAUUUUGCCACCAGAGACUAUUGCAAUUCUUUAAAGUUUUUAGAAAAGUAGGUGAACAAUUUUUAAUUUUAAAUGUAGGAUUUGCUCUUAAAAAGCCCCAAGCUAGUCAUUACUCUUUAAGGAUUAGCAUAUUAACGAUAAGUCAUAUUCUCUUCUCGUUGGUGUUAGUUUCCUUGUUUGAUAACUGCAUAUUAAGUACAUAUAAAAUACUCCAAUAAAAUAUUUUACAUUUUAAGGUGGGUUUUUGUGUUCAUCAGGUUGGCCAUCAAGUAGCCCUACGAUCAUCCGGAGUCAAUGCUAACAAUAAUGCAAAUGGAUUCACUUUUCUACAAUCAACAUUUUCAGACAUUAAUGCUAACUUGCAAACAUCAGAGGUGUUAAACCAUAGUUAAAACCUAGAAAAAAUAAAAUGUUAAUUUUGUUAACUCCAUUUAUCAAUCUUAUUAAAUAACUUAAGUUUAAUUUUUCACAUUAAUUUUGCAAAAUAUCCGUAGACUCAAAAUUGCAAUAUUUCAAAAUUCUGAAUUGUCAUGUUUUUUUUUAAAUAGGAUAAAUGUUGUAUGUUUAUAAAGUAUUACAACAACAUUUCUCGAGAUGAAAGAGCAGCUUUUUUACGUGACCUUGCAAAAAAUUAUGGCAUUCAUCCAGAAAAUGUAGUCACUGUUGCAAAGACAGCAGUGGCUGUAAAGGUAUGUUGUUUGCAUAAAUAUACAACUUAAAAUUCUUUGAAAAAACAGCAAGGUAAGGAAAUACUCCUAACUUGUUUCCUUUUACAAAUUAUGUAAAUGUUAUAAUUACCUUAAUAAAAUUUUGAUUUUUUUAUUCUACAAUUAGUUUUUAAAAAUUGAAAAAAUCUUUGACAUUUAUGACUAACAAGUAUGCCGGCAAUUGCUUACUUUAGGACAAAGGAGAUGUUAGCCUGUUAGCUUCAUCAGAGAAACUGCGGUCAAGUCUAAAACCAAAAUUCAAAACAUUAUUUACACAUAUUGGAAGGGUAGAUGGAGGAGUGAAAUUUUUGGUAGACUGUCGAGCUGAUGUCCUGGUAAAUGCAAUUUUUAAUAAUUAUAUCAUGCACUAAUAUGUUUGUUUGCACUAAUUAUUUUACAAAAACAAAAUAAGUUUAUAAAAAUGUAGCUACUACACGUACACCCCUUAAUAUUGUUUUUAGGAUAAUAUGGUAGAGACAGGGCUCAAGCUUUGUGGAUGAAAUAUUAAGAACAGGAUUUGUAGAAAUUUGAAUAACAACAUGAGAAAAUCAAAUCAACAAUUUGGCUGAAUGCUUUCCUCUUCAGGCACAACAAACACACAAAAAAACCAAGAUAGAAUUAGACAAAAAGGAAACAUAAUAAAUUUUAGAAAGAUCUAAACAGCAAGUUUUAUAUUGUUUUAUUGAUACAAAUUGUUCAUGUCUAAUUAACCUAUUUAAAUCUAUCAUGGAGACAUUACCAAGGAACAGUAUAAUACAGUUACAGUCUAAUGAUUUUAGUGAAAAUUUUAAUAGAAAAUGCCAAAGUUUCAAAAUGUAAAUACGAAAUCUAUAUAUAAAAGGGGAAAAUUAAAGUACUUGAGUGACAACAUGCAGCAAUGUGGUACAUAUAAUUUGAAUUACUUAAAUUCCACUCUUUAUUCUUGCUGUCAUAUUGGGUAUGAAAUCAAGGCUGUGAUGAAUACAUUCAAUGUGUCUUAUGUUGCCUUCGUUAAAGUGGUAUGAAGUGGGACAUUUUUUUUCUUCAAAAUUUUGAAGAUGCUCACUAAAUCUUACCUGACAGUCUUCUUCCUGUCUCACCUAUAAUAUAGCAAUAUUAUAACAAGAGUAACACUUUCGGCAACAAUCACAUAGAUGACACUGCUUCUAAUACAUGUGAACCAUUAAUUGAUGGUAAAGGAGCUCUAAGAAGAAGUUAAUUUGUUUAGUUUCAAGUACAUGUGGGCAAGUCCUGCAACUGCCUUGUUAACACUGGUUAUAGUUGGUUAACCCCUUUGUGCAUCAUCAAACAUUGUAGCCUAUGUAAACACUGUUGGUUAACCCUUUUGUGCAUCAUCAAACAUUGUAGCCUAUGUAAACACUGUUGGUUAACCCCUUUGUGCAUCAUCAAACAAUAUCGCCUAUACUAUGUUAACACUGUUGGUUAACCCCUUUGUGCAUCAUCAAACAUUGUAGCCUAUGUAAACACUGUUUUAUAGCACACUUCUCAAAAUCGAGAAGUUGACCAUUGAGUCUAUCUUGAUCAGAAAUAAGAUAUUAUCUGAUGUAUCAGUUAAAUAUAAUUCAUAUUUAAAUUGUAUUUACUUAAUAAAAUAAAAAUCAUAUUUAAAGUUAAAGAACCUAAACAUUCAAGUUAUGUGUACAGUUAUUAUACAGUUCAAUUUAAGACAAGUUUAAACAAAACUUAUUUUUAGACAAACCCCCCCCCCUCCCCCAUUUCCCAUCUUUUUGCCUACCCCCUUUUCCAGAUAAAUUCUAGGUGAUCACUCAUUAAGAAAUAAGAUAAUUUUAUUAGAAUGUGUAAAACAUGAACAAAUUGACAAGCUUGGGGGGGGGGGUGUGUGUUACAGAAAAUCUGAAUAGAUGUAUAAAAUGUCAUAGUGACAAAUGCCUUUUUAAGAAAUAAGAUAAUUUUAUUAGAAUGUGUAAAACAUGAACAAAUUGACAAGCUUGGGGGGGGGGGGGUGUGUGUUACAGAAAAUCUGAAUAGAUGUAUAAAAUGUCAUAGUGACAAAUGCCUUAUCAGUAAUAGUAUAGCACGGCCUAUCAACUAUAGUGAAUGAAAGUGGAAACACAAAAAAUUGACAAGAGCAUAGAAAUGAAAAACACAUUAUCAUAGACAACACAGUAUCAUAUGUAGUUUUAUAGAAGACACAUUAUCAAAUGUCAAUAUAUAUAGACAUAUCAAUUUGUUUUUAGGUUGAAGGUCAUGAGUAGAUGUCCUAAAUCCCCAACUUGUUACUUGUCAUUAUAAUCAAGCCCCAGAAUCACUUUAUUAACAGUCUAAAUAUUUACUAUUCAAUGUUUAGUAAUUAGUUUGUUUUAAGAGUAUUGUCUCCCUUGUUGUGUUCACUAAUUCCUUCAUCUGUGUUCAUGUACCCAUAUCAGCGCAAAACAUAAUCCAAUUUUUAAAAUAUGUUUUAAGAGUAUUAAGCAAAGUUGCACAAGUGAGAUGGACGGGGCACUGUUUCAAGAACUCAAUAUUGCCUUAAUGGAUCUACUGCGUCUCUGGUUCACAGUUGGCUUACUAAAUUUGGAAAGAAUUACAUGGAAUUCUUCUUGUGAUCUGGUUCAAAAGGUAGGUUAAAAAAUGUAUGAAGUAUGUUUCAUUUAGAAUAGAUGUUGCAUAAUGUAACACAAAGAUUGACAAGGAUUAAAUUACAGAAGACCAUUAUUAUUUUAAAUUACUUGUAAAAGUAGUUAACCUUAUCCGUGAAUUUUCAAAAGAUAAUAUUCUAUUGUAUUAUAGUAAUUUUAGUUGAGGCUUAUUUUCUGAAGCCAUUGGCCAUCAUUUUUUGUCUUUUAACAAACGCUUAUCAAUACUGUUGUAUUAAAAAAAAUUUGUUUGUGUCAUGGAUCAUUUCUAAUGAAACUGAUGUGGAUUGUUUGUAAUGUUUAUAUAAUUAUCUUUAAAAAAAACAAAACAACUGAACUUGUCAGUCAAAUUAGUUUUAUCAAGGACAUAAAGAAAAAAUAGUGAAACAGGUGUUUGUUUAGUCUCGGAUGGGUUUGCUCAGAUGAUGGUGAAUCUGCCUUUUUUAGUCUCUGAUAGGUGUGCUCUGAUGAGUGUGCUCUGAUGGCGAAUCAACCUUUUUUAGUCUCUGAUGGGUGUGCUCUGAUUAGUGUGCUCUGAUGGGGAAUCUACCUUUUUUAGUCUCUGAUGGGUUUGCUCAGAUGAGUGUGCUCUGAUGGUGAAUCUGCCUUUUAUAAGUCUCUGAUGGGUCUGCUCUGGUAGUGAAUCUGCCUUUUUUAGUCUCUGAUGGGUGUGUUGUGAUGGUGAAUCUGCCUUUUUUAGUCUCUGAUAGGUGUGCUUUGAUGAGUGUGCUUUGAUGAGUGUGCUCUGAUGGUGUUCCACCUUUUUAAGUCUCUGAUGGGUCUGCUUUGAUGAGUGUGCUCUGAUGGUGAUUCCACCUUUUUAAGUCUCUGAUGGGUCUGCUUUGAUGAGUGUGCUCUGAUGGUGAUUCCACCUUUUUUAGUCUCUAAUGGGUGUGCUUUGAUGAGUGUGCUCUGAUGAGUGUGCUCUGAUGGUGAUUCCACCUUUUUUAGUCUCUGAUGGGUGUGCUUUGAUGAGUGUGCUUUGAUGAGUGUGCUCUGAUGAGUGUGCUCUGAUGGUGAUUCCACCUUUUUUAGUCUCUGAUGGGUGUGCUUUGAUGAGUGUGCUCUGAUGAGUGUGCUCUGAUGGUGAUUCCACCUUUUUGUGUGCUUUGAUGAGUGUGCUCUGAUGAGUGUGCUCUGAUGGUGAUUCCACCUUUUUUAGUCUCUGAUGGGUGUGCUUUGAUGAGUGUGCUCUGAUGAGUGUGCUCUGAUGGUGAUUCCACCUUUUUAAGUCUGAUGGGUCUGCUUUGAUAGUGAAUCUGCUUUUUUUAGUUAGUCUCUGAUGGGUGUGCUCUGAUGGUGAAUCUACCUUUUUUAGUCUCUGAUUUGGUCUGCUCUGAUAGUGAAUCUACCUUUUUUUAGUCUCUGAUGGGUGUGCUCUGAUGAGUGUGCUCUUCUGGUGAAUCUACCUUUUUUAGUCUCUGAUGGAUGUGCUCUGUUUGUGAAUCUGCCUUCCCAGGUUGCGCAAUCUAAAGUGUUUUCUUUGAGCAAAUAUCCCUGGGUUUGAGGGAUACAUAUAGGCAAUCUUUGAAAUCUUUUUUUCUGAGCUCAAAAUAAUCACUUCCCUUUUGAUAGUUGUUAUAGCUGUUAAGGCACCCUGGUAACAUGUUCAGCCCAAUUUGGCUUGUCCUUUAAAAAAGAGUGUGUGGAUUCUUAAGAAACAUCUAGCUAUAAAACUUCUUUAUCAAGAUCUUUUUCCUUCCACCAUAUGCCAAGAAGCUUGUGUAUGUGUCUUAGGGUUGAAAUCAUCAUUUAUUGUUGCUUACCCCUAGAAAGUACUUAUAAAUAUGUGAACUUUUCCUCUGUUUGGAGAUGAUGUCCAUUCACUGCAAUGUGAAAUUCUUGUAAGAGAUUCCUGGAGCUGGCUGGUGCAGGAAUAUUGAAGAUUUACUGGAACAUUGAACUUAAUCACUCACUGAAAUGUUGAACUACUGACUAUCCUGAGAAUAUUUACUUAAUGAUUCACUGAACUGAAUGGACUUAACAAUAUCUUUUAGGCCACUAUUUCCCUUUAUUGGCUGGAGUGUCAUCAUGGAAAAUUCUUCUGUCCUUUUUUUUUUUUAACAAUUAACCAUAGAACUUGUGCACCAAUUAACCACAUGAGAACUUACAUUGAAACAUAUUUCUCUACUAUGCCAUUAAUUUUGAUCAAUCUUCUUGGAUGUUUUUCACCUAUAAUAUAUAUUAUUAUCCAUAGAUUUUAUACAAAUGAUUUUCUACUUUAUAAGCAAACAAAUGUUUUGAAUGUUUAUGGAAGAGAUAAUGUGCUCUUCUGUUGUUUAAAAAAAAAAGAUUUCUAGCUAUGAAGCAGUACACAGAAUAAAAACAUGGGAAGACAUAAAGAGAAGAGUAGGUCCCUAUAGACGAUGUUACAUAUUUACUCACAACAGCAUGCCAGGAGAGCCUGUUGUUGUCCUACACACAGCGCUUACUACUGAUAUCUCAUCUAAUAUUCAAGUGAGUUCAUGUUAAUUAAUGAAACAAGUAUGUCCUUAAAUUAAAAAAUGUCCAUGUCCCUUUGUUAAAAGCAAACAUGCAGAGGCAGCAUACUUAAUGCUCUGCUGUUGUGAUGCUAUUUUUAGAUUUGCCAAUGAGUUAUAUGAUGAUAUUAAAGUGGUAUGAACAAAGAAACCCAGUGAAUGUUGAAAAAUUAAAAAUUUGUUAAAUGGGUUUUACACGGAAAGCAAGCAUUCAUAUGAAAAUAUCUUAGUCCUGAUAGUGCAGUUUGAACUUUUAUAAACUGGUAUCAAGUUUUACAUCUCACCUCAAGCAAUAUGUAUCACUGAAUGAAUUUAUCACUGUGUGCAGGUGUGAUCGAGAGCACUGAGCAUUUAGAUAUUAUAUAGUUAAUUCUUUACUGAAAUCCAUCUGGCAGAGAGCUUGUGGCAAAUGGAAUCUUAAGAGACAACAAAAUGUUAUCACUACUCACUGGUGGUUUCAGUAACAAAUAUAGUGGACCUUUUUAGUAUGAGAUGUCAUUGUUUGUACAAGUACAAAUUGAUUGAGUGCUAGAAUAGAUCAUGCUUACACUAGAGUUUUAUCUAAAGUGGCUAACCAGGAUGCAACUGUUUUGUUUAGAAGUUUCAAGAUGUAAAGUAAAAUAUUUUAAUUAUAGGGGUUUUACUCUCAUAUUUGAAUAGGGAAACGGUUCUAUGUAAAAAUCCAGAACUUCUCAUCAAUAAAAUAUUUGUAUACCUAUUGAUCACAGACCAUUAUACCAAAUGCAAGAGCUAGGCCAACAGUUUCCCUUGAAAAAAGCCUGGCAGAUGCAUACGCUCUAGAAGAAGAGAUUUCCCCAUCGGCCUCUGGCACAGCUGAAAAGACCAAUGACAAUUUAGCCUCACAACACUAUCUUGAGAAAGAAGAACAAGCAAAUAUAAAAUGGGCAAUAUUUUAUUCAAUAACUUCAACACAGAAAGGUAAUAAGACAGAAAGGUAAUAACACUGAAAGGUAAUACAACAGAAAAAAUAUUAAUAAACAAAACAAAAUAUUCUAUAAAUACUUAUGGGCUAAAGUUUGUUCACUUUUCUUAUCAAAUAUUCAUAACAUUCAGAUCAGUUGUUCAAACUUUUUUUAAAUUUAUAGACACUGAGAAGACACAGAAAAGCUACAGUUUGAUCAUGCUGGUAGAAUGCUUUUAGCAAAAUGAACGUAGGUCUCUAGGAAUAGGAAUAUCUAUAGUAAUAGUUGUUCAUCCGUCAAGAUCAGUUAGGACCAUCUAAGUAUCCAUCCUGUUAAAGGGGGUGGGGGGAUCACUGUGAGUUCAUAGUUGGCUUGCUAGUCCAAUCCAGGCUCGGAAUAGUCUCUGGCACCACAGGAUAUCUAACACAAGGUAUCAUGCCAGGGACAUCAUUUAUUCUGAUAUAUUUUUGAACAUGCUAGGGCCGGCCUUAGGUGUAGGGUGUGUGUGUGUGUGGUGUGUGUGUGUUGGAAUGUGUUCUACUUAUCACAGAAUGUAGGAAUUUAUGGGGUGUACCUGUCAAUGUGGGCCUUAAUGGAGAUGCACCUGUGACUGGGGGCCUUUAUGUUGAUGUACCUUUGAAUGUGGGUCUUUAUGUUGACCUACCAGUGAAUGUGAGCCUUUAUGGUGAUGUGCCUGUGAUUGUGGGUCUUUAUGGUGAUAUACCUGUGAAUGUGGGUAUUUCUGGUGAUUUACCUGUGAAUGUGGGUAUUUAAUGGUGAUUUAUCUGUGAAUGUGGGUCUUUAUGGUGAUUUACCUGUGAAUGUAAGUCUUUAUGGUGAUGGACCUGUGAAUGUGGGUCUUUAUGGCGAUUUACCUGUGAAUGUGGGUAUUUAAUGGUGAUUUAUCUGUGAAUGUGGGUAUUUAUGGUGAUUUACCUGUGAAUGUGGGUAUUUAAUGGUGAUUUAUCUGUGAAUGUGGGUCUUUAUGGUGAUUUACCUGUGAAUGUGGGUAUUUAAUGGUGAUUUAUCUGUGAAUGUGGGUAUUUAUGGUGAUUUACCUGUGAAUGUGGGUAUUUAAUGGUGAUUUAUCUGUGAAUGUGGGUAUUUAAUGGUGAUUUAUCUGUGAAUGUGGGUAUUUAUGGUGAUUUACCUGUGAAUGUGGGUCUUUAUGGUGAUGGACCUGUGAAUGUGGGUAUUUAAUGGUGAUUUACCUGUGAAUGUGGGUCUUUAUGGUGAUGGACCUGUGAAUGUGGGUAUUUAAUGGUGAUUUAUCUGUGAAUGUGGGUAUUUAUGGUGAUUUACCUGUGAAUGUGGGUCUUUAUGGUGAUGGACCUGUGAAUGUGGGUAUUUAAUGGUGAUUUACCUGUGAAUGUAAGUCUUUAUGGUGAUGGACCUGUGAAUGUGAGCUUUUAUUUUUAUGGGGCUUUGCCUGUGAAUGUUGGCUGUCAUGUUGAUUGACCCAGCUAUCCUCAACUUUCCUAUUCACACUUCAUGUAGUUUUUUUUUUUUAAUUAGUCAUCACUUUUAAAAUAGAUGUAGGCAUUCAUUUAGAUCCAUGUGUGUUGAUUGGUUGACUUUUCAAAUGACGUCAGUAAUUUUCUUGUAUUGGGCUGGUCCUUUGUGCUUAAAAAGAAACAUAAUUUUCUUCAUUGUGGCUGUUAUUUUUCAUAAUAACUGGCCUAAGAAAGUGUAAAAUUGUUGACCGAAACUAAAGAACUCCAUAGUAAAGACGAGUUACAAGAAGCUUUCUAGAAAAAUGUAUUUUACAACUCUUUGAAUGAAAGCAAAUCAAUCUAAUGCGACUAUUCUUUAUUCACAUGCCUUAUUGCUUACUUUUCAUAAACUAAUUCCAAUCAUGAUAUUUCGUUUGAUAGGUUUACAAGGAAUUGAUUUGGGUAAUUACCUUAUCAAAUCAGUUGUGCGGCGGUUGCAAGAAGAGUUCCCUCAUCUUCAAAACUUCUUCAGCCUUUCACCAAUACCAGGAUUCAGGGAUUGGAUAGUUUCUACUCUUAACCACAGGAUUAACCAACACGGUAAGCGUUGAUCAAAUGACUAUUCAACUUUAACAAACAAAUACCCCUUGUUUAAAGUUGUUUUGUAAUUACUCAUAUUUUAUCCUCUAGUGCUGGGUGGCAGAGGGACCUACACUGACUCAAUCCAAAUAGUUGGUGGUCUGGAGUUCAACACCCACCAAGCAAAAGAAACAUUCCAAGCACUCGGAGUGGAUGGGACUCUUUAGCCUUGGCAACUCAUCUAAGAGAAGGCAAACUCUGAAUUGAAACCAGGAGCCAGAAUGAUCAAUAAAUUGAUAAUUGCCCUUAAAUAUAUAUUUUUGUAAAACGCAACUUGUAUUGCCUGAAUCUAAAAAGUAAUAAAUAAGCCUCAGUUAAGGACGCCACAUCAAAGCAUGUAAUUUUUUUUACAUAUCUGCAAAUCUAAAAAAAAUGCUCCUUUAUCAAAUUGUUUAAGUAGAUUUUUUAGUGUACAUCAUGAUUAAAAUACAUUUUGCAGUUUGAAGUAUAUUUAUGAUUCACUAUUGAACUUGACCGGCACAGAGUGGAACUUAACAGAUAUACAAUAAGUCUUUGAAAUAUCUGUCAAUGUUGAAUUUUCAUUGCAUGUGCCUUAAGAACUAAUCAUUAUGAGAAAUUAAUAUAAUUUUCCUUUACAGUGAUUUCAUUGUAAAUUUAUAUCAUAUCAGUACUUAAAGUUUUAAAAAUUUCAUUUCCAUAGAAAAAGUAAAUUUUAUUCUCUAGGAUUUUCCACAAUCUAUAAAUGUUGUUUAAAGAAUUUAUGUUGUUUUAAAUAUCACCAAUGACUUGACGGCAAUUCCUCACCAUGAAAUAAUAAAUUAUGCUUAAAAAAAAUCAGAAAUGAUGUCCUAAGCAUAUCUGAAACAUUAUUAACAUUUUGAUUUGUUUCAAUCUUAGAUUUACGAGAAGAUCCUGGUUUUCCUAUUUCACUACAAGAUUUGGAAGCCCUUGUGCCAUAUCAAAAUGCAGAUCACAAUUCACUGCUGGACACUUUCAAAGAUCAAAUUUUAUCACACACAUGGUACAGAGAUCAAACUCUUCAGCGGGUUAGUCAAAACAUUAAAUACUAACGUAUAUAUUUGUUUUUGUUCUGGUUUUUACAGAUACUAUCCUUUUUUUUAGUAUAUUUAUAUUUUUUAAUUGCACCAUGUUUUUGUACAUGGGCUUAGUACAUACUGGAAUUUAGAUUUGAACCCUAGACUGUCAAAGUAAUUUUUUGUACUUUACUUACAGUGCCACAAAGUAACCCCAAAUAUCUAUAAAACUAGGCAAAGACAGUUCAGUGCUUUAGCAGUUACAACCUAUUUUGACCAUUAGCUCCAAACACUUCAUCCAUUUUAGAAAGAAAAUUAAAGACAUUAAGUUUUGAACAGUAUUUAGAGUGAAUAAUUCCUGAUGCUUGGUACCUUGAACUUGAAAAAGAAGAUACAAUUAAUAAACAAAAAUAAGUUACAAUAUACAAAAAAAUAAUGCAAUUUUUGUUUUAAAUUAUUUUUUUAUGAGUCAGAGCUAAUCAGUGUAAUGUGUGCAUGGACAGAACAUAAUUUUAUAAAGUUAAGGAAGGAAAAAAAUGCAUAUUAAAUUCUGUGUGGCCUUGUAAAAUACAAUUUUGAUCAUAUAUUAAAAUUAUACUGGUAUUACUAUUUAAGCAUGUAGCUAUGUUAGGAGAAUUAUAAAUAUCACACAGAUUAAGACAUUUAUAAAUAUUUAAUUUUUGAAAAAUUUUGACUCUGUAUUGUAAAUUAUCUUUGUUAUUUGAGUAUAUUACUUUAAGGUAAACUUUUAUUCUUAAUUAAUAACUUAUUAUUAUCUUUUUUCUAAGUGUUCAACAAAAUUCAAAUCAUUAAUUAACCUGGAUUGUAUUUAGAAGGCAUUUUAAAGCUUUGUGCAUUACCCUUUACAUUUAUAAUGAUUUAUAAAUAUAGGCUUUAAUGUAUUAAAUUAUUUUAUAAAAUAAAUUUAAUUUCCUAAUGAUCUGGUGAUCUAAUGUUACAAAAUGUUAGCAACAGUGAGUUUUUGUAUGGACAUUAUUGAUUGCCAUGUUGUAUUUUCAUUUCUAUUGUUGGCUGAUGAAGGCUUUAUGCCGAAACGUCCUUGUUUUUUGUCCUGUUACCUUAUUUCAAGCUUCCACAUACCUCGUUUCACCAUUUCAUUCUUUUACAUAGCUUGAAAGCAGUCCCUUCAUUUAUUUAUUCUUGCCAUGAUUAACUCAUUUACUAAUUUUCAAGUUUUAUAUAAAAGAAAAUUAAAAGUAAUUUAUAAACACAAUUUAAAAAUAAACAGCCAAUUUCUUAUUGAUAAAAUUAAACUGUACAAUGUAUAUGGUUUCCUUGGUAAACAUUUUUGUUGCUGUUUAUUCCUUUUUUAAAACAAUUGAUGAAGAUGUACAAAUAUAUAAAUGGAUAUAGUGCAUGAUCAAAUACAGGAGUAUCUUAACUAAUUCCUGCUCUGUUGUAUAUUAAUUAUUUAAGUUUUUUUUAAAACUAAACAUUUCUAAUAAAAUUUGUUAAAUAUGUUUUUUUUAUUACAGAUUAUGAGUCCAUUAAUGAGAUUAUGUGCGAAUUAUUUAUACAUUCAAAAAAGGAGAAAUUAUGCCUUAAAUCCAAUGGGUAAGUUGUUUGUUCUCCACAAGACACAUCUGUUUGUUCUUCAUAAGGCACAUCUUUUUGUUUUCCAUAAGACACAUCUAUUUUAGCCAAACUAGCAGGUUUACUUCAGCACAAUUUAAAUUGACGAAAUCAAUUAUGAAUUUUGUGAAAAUCAGGAUGAAAAAAAUGUCAACAAAUAUCAAAACCUUAAAUUGGCAGCAUUAAAAAAAAUAUUUUGACCAAAUAAACGCUUACACACUUUAGGAAAAACAAAUGGUAUAAAUGAAAUUUAUACUGGAGCUCAUAGUCAACCAGAAUCCAGGGAUCCGCUGAGAAACCAGAUUCAAUAUAGCAUGGUCUAUCUAAUAAUUAAACAUAAUUAAAUUUAUGUCUUCUCUGUAAGCCUGCCAGUGAUCAGCAAUAAGCCAAAGCCUAUCAGUAAUAGGCCAAAACCUGUCAGUAAUAUGCUAAAGCCUAUCAGUCAUAGGCAAAACCCUGUCAUUAAUAAGCCAAAGCCUUUCAGCAAUAGGCCAAAACUGAUAAGAUUCAGAUAGGUUCCUGAUACUUUACUUGUUAAAAAGAAAUGGUUAAAAUAUUAACAAACUUGAUUUGACUUUCCAGCCAAUUUCCACUUAAGCAAUGGAGCUGUUCUAAUAGGCCAAAACUGAUAAGAUUCAGAUAGGUUCCUGAUACUUUACUUGUUAAAAAGAAAUGGUUAAAAUAUUAACAAACUUGAUUUGACUUUCCAGCCAAUUUCCACUUAAGCAAUGGAGCUGUUCUAUGGAGAAUUAAUUUUCUAGGGGAUACAUCGAUCCGAGGUCUGAAUCAAUCUUGUGGAUUAAUGGUUAAUUACCGCUACUUUCUUGAUUCAACUGAGGCCAACAGUAGGAAUUACCUAGAAAAACAACAGAUUAGAGCAUCAGCCGGAGUGUUGAAGUUGUUGGAGAAAUAA
This is a messenger RNA of Lymnaea stagnalis (great pond snail), 13624 nucleotides long. Lineage: Eukaryota; Metazoa; Mollusca; Gastropoda; Lymnaeidae. The record is from the annotation of a GenBank genome assembly.